AUGCAUGAAUUCAAUAAAGACUUCUACAGUGCAAUCCAAACGGAUAAAGAAGGGAAGCUCUUGAACGUUUUCUGGGCUGAUGCAAGGUGCAGGGCACAAUACAAAGAUUUUGGAGAUAUUAUCACAUUUGAUACAACUUUCCUAUGCAACAGGUACAAAAUGCCUUUUGCUCCUUUUAUUGGUUGCAAUCAUCACGGCUCAUCAAUCGUCCUUGGUGCUGCCCUAAUAACCUACGAGGAUGCAGAAUCAUUUGUUUGGGUAUUCGAACAAUGGCUGCAGUGUAUGGGAAAACCCCCAAUGGGCAUCAUCACCGAUCAGUGUAAGGCUAUUGGAAAGGCAGUACAGACUGCAUUUCCUGGUGUGCCGUAUAGGUUAUGUGUUUGGCAUAUUAUGCAGAAUGCAAGCAGAAACUUGGGCAAAUAUUCGAGCUGGAAAGAAAUAGAUAAAGAUUUUCAAGUAGUCGUGCACGACACACUGACCAUCGAAGAAUUUGAUGAUGCAUGGAAAUCCAUGGUUACGAAAUUUGGGUUACAGAACGACAAAUGGAUAAAUGAAACUUAUCGUAUUCGGGCCAGUUGGGCCCCUGGUUAUUGGCGGAGCUCAUUUUGGGCUGGAAUGUCAUCGUCACAAAGGAGUGAAGGAAUGAACCGCUUUUUCAAAACAUAUGUAGGCUUAAACACGUGUUUGAUACAAUUCAUGAAGCAAUUUGAGGCAGCUCUUAGAGGAAAAGUGGAAGAGGAAAAGAAGUUACAUCUCGACUCACAAAAUAAACCAUAUACUUAUAACAACACCCUAAUUGCGGAGGUAGUGUUCUGCAAGGCAUACACCAAUACAAAGUUUAAAGAGGUGAGGGGUGAGGUGAUGGGUCUGACGCACACAAAUAUUGUGAGUACUGGCCGUGACGGCACAAAAAUCUUAUAUGAUGCGGUGGAGAAGAUCCCAAUCCCCGUACAUAAAGCAAAGCAGAAGACUUUUCAGGUUACCAUUGACAAAGAAAUGGGUGAGUUUACUUGCUCAUGUAUGCUUUUUGAGUUUCGGGGAAUUUUGUGCAGGCACAUCAUUCGUGCGAUUCAUUGUGAGGAUGUCAACUCUAUACCUGAUAAGUACAUUUUGACUAGAUGGAGGAAAAACGUAGUUAGGGAUUACGAGAGUAUCAAGGUUGAGUAUUAUGACCCAAAUGACUCAACCCAAGUGAAAAACAGUAGGGAGGUAGCAAAACGGAACAACUACAUUUCUACGUUGGCACUGCACAACAGUGAGACACUCUCGAUUUUUAUGGAAGCCACUGAAAAAAUGCGUGAGAGUCUCGAAGAUACAAUUGGUAUUAAGAGGACUGAUGGUGAUGAUUUUAUGGACUGGUGGGACCCUUCGAGUAAGAGGGUGUUUGGCCGCCGUAGGAUAAGGCCAAAGGAAAACAAUAAACAACACCUCGAACGCUCCGCAGUGCCAGUUGAAGGGGCCAGUAAAGAUCCGAUAGACCAAAGAGGCAAAGGUAGGGCUCAAGAGAAAAGGAAAAAGCACCCAGCUGAGAAAAAAACAAGGAAAAGGCGAAAAAAUGUUGUGCACGACACAGACGAGGAUAUGGACGAGGAGAAUGAUGAGGCAUUGCCAAAUGGAGAACAAGGCCAUGUUGAUGCUGGUAGAAGUGCUGGUGUAACUGAUUCUUACUACGGUGGAUAUCAAUAUUACGGCGGAAAUUUUAUCAAUCCGGGAUACAAUCCUAACUUUUUCGCACCCAGCAGCAGUAAUUAUCGUCCGAAUAUAUAUCUGAACCAGCAACCACUUGGAAGAGGUUAUCCCAACUUCAGCGUGAGGAAUCCGCAACAGCUUUCACAGUCAUACAUGUCGCAAGGAUCAAACCAAUAUUCAGCUAUGCGUCCAGGCUUUUGA
Molecule: messenger RNA, 1890 nt
Organism: Spinacia oleracea (spinach)
Lineage: Eukaryota; Viridiplantae; Streptophyta; Magnoliopsida; Caryophyllales; Amaranthaceae
Product: protein FAR1-RELATED SEQUENCE 5-like
Exons: 3
Coding region: 1-1890 (629 amino acids)
Molecular function (GO): zinc ion binding
Source: RefSeq, a predicted model, not a curated record